AACACCUUCAAGUGCAAAAAACUAAACCCUCUCUCUAACCUUGUCAACAAUCAAACAACUAAAUGGCAGAAAAGGAGCAGAAACAGGCCUAUCCCUUGGCACCAGCCAAUGGUUAUGGACGAAGUGACGAAGAGGGGGCCUCAGCUCUGGCCAAAGAGGUUCGCCGCAAGCAACGCAUGAAAUGUUUUGCAUAUGUUGUUGCGUUCGCUGUGUUUCAAACCGGUGUUAUAUUGAUCUUUGCGCUCACUGUCAUGAAGGUCAAAACUCCUAAGUUCCGCGUGCGUUCUGCCACGUUCGAGACUUUUAGUGUCACGACAUCUUCAUUUGACAUGAGAAUGAAUGCUGAACUCGGUGUCAAGAACACAAACUUCGGUCACUACAAAUACGACAAUAGUACCAUUGCUUUCUUCUAUAGAGGUGAACAAGUAGGGAGUGCUUUUGUUUCUAAGGCAAGAGCUAAAGCUCGAUCAACAAAGAAGCUUAAUGUUACUGUAGGCCUGUCAUCGACCAAUUCAGCAUUAGGAAAUGAUUUCAGUUCUGGGAUUUUGCCGCUGAGCAGCACAUCAAGAUUGACAGGAAAGGUGGAGCUAAUGAAGGUGAUGAAGAAGAAGAAAGCUACCAAUAUGAAUUGCACCAUGGAGAUUAAUAUCGCAACCAAGCAGCUCCAGAAUCUGAAAUGCAAAUGAUACAAGUUUAUGUGUGUGUGUUUGGACUUUAAUUUUUGGAAAAUAUGUACUCAAUUUUUAAGGAGGACAGAAUAUGCUGAUACUAUAGUCCUCCUUUGCCACAUAUAUAUAUUUUUUCUUCAUUUCUAUUCUUUACUUCUUUGGAUUUGUAUUUAAAUUUAUUCUAUUAGUCAACUACGUACUUGUUUUUUGUUUUGUGUGUGUGUGUGUGUGUAAAUUU
Messenger RNA from Cornus florida, 906 nucleotides. Its product is annotated as late embryogenesis abundant protein At1g64065-like. NCBI's taxonomy places the organism in Eukaryota, Viridiplantae, Streptophyta, Magnoliopsida, Cornales, Cornaceae. The transcript has a single exon. The record is from RefSeq and is a predicted model, not a curated record. Bases 63 to 686 code for a protein of 207 amino acids.